This is a messenger RNA of Tribolium madens (black flour beetle), 1231 nucleotides long. RefSeq lists its product as uncharacterized. The record is from RefSeq and is a predicted model, not a curated record. Bases 60 to 1211 code for a protein of 383 amino acids. Lineage: Eukaryota; Metazoa; Arthropoda; Insecta; Coleoptera; Tenebrionidae. The transcript has a single exon.
GCUACACCAUAGUGAGGAAUAAAAUUAAAAGUUCGGAUUAUAAGCUUGAAUUUUUCCAAAUGACACCACUCGAUGCAGUCAAUGGAUACCUGGGUAAUUACCACAAACUUAAACUUAAAAUUUUCCACAAAUCUCCCGAAAUAAUCAACUGUUUUAUAAAAUGUAUGCCGAAAAGUAACGCUUCGAGAGACAUAAUACAAGACACUGGAUGUUUCUCUAAAGAAAUUUUUAUUUACCAAAUUCUUAUCCCGCAAAUGUUAAACCACGGAAUUGAAACAAUCGACGAAUGUCUCCCGACUUGUUACUUCCAAAGAAGUGACGACCUUAUGGUUUUCGACGACUUAUCCUCAAAUUAUCGCUCCCUCAAAGCCCAAGUCCCCUUCGAUUUUCCUUUACUUGAAUUAACAAUAAAAAAACUUGCGAAAUUUCACGCGAGCAUGUUCGUCUUUGAGGAGAAAAUGUCGUUGUGUCUUGGUGAAAAAUACAGUGAUUAUCUACAAGAAGUCUUCUUUUCGAGAGAAGAAGCACAGACUGGUGCUGUUAUGAUGCAGACGGGACUUCGAUCGGUUACCGACGUUAUGGAUUUAUUCCCAGAAGAGAAAACUGAAACGAAUUUGAAGAAUUUCGAAAAGUGUUGGCCGAAACUACAAGAGUUGUUUUACACAGUUACAAAACCUUCGAGUUGUUACAGAAAUGUGCUAAAUCAUGGUGAUUUAUGGACCAACAAUAUCAUGGUACGAUUUGAUGGUACAAAACCCAUAGAUUGCCAAUAUGUCGAUUAUCAAUGUAUCAGGUAUUGUCCACCGGCCCAUGAUUACCUCUCAGUGCUUCAUUUGACCACCGACAGGGCCAAUAGAAUGAAACACGAGGGAAAAAUCAGGUCGAUUUAUUACACCGAACUUGGCAAAAUUUUAAAUUCCUACAAUUACGAUGUUAACAAAAUUCUUCCUUUUGAGGAAUUUUGCAAAAGUAUUGAUUACAUUAAGCCACAAAUGGUGUUACAAGUCACGAUGUACUUUUGCUUUUGUAUGUGCACCUCAGAAGAAAUUGCUUCAUUUUUAAACAAUGAAGAAACUUCAAGACGGGUGUUUUUUGAAGAUCGCAAGGAGUAUUUGGCCGAAAUGUACAAAAAAUCCGAGUCUUUCAGAAGCAGACUUCGCGAGUCGGUUUUAGAUUUGUACGAUUUGUGUUCCUCCAUGGCAUUGAACUGAAUUAAAUAACCUUGAUUGAA